Salvelinus namaycush (lake trout) is the source of this 2787-nucleotide messenger RNA. RefSeq names its product zinc finger protein 239-like. The coding region runs from base 206 to 2098 and encodes 630 amino acids. Gene Ontology annotation, cellular component: shelterin complex. Gene Ontology annotation, biological process: telomere capping; regulation of telomere maintenance via telomere lengthening. The record is from RefSeq and is a predicted model, not a curated record. Lineage: Eukaryota; Metazoa; Chordata; Actinopteri; Salmoniformes; Salmonidae. Gene Ontology annotation, molecular function: telomeric repeat DNA binding. The transcript is spliced from 8 exons.
UGGAUAUAGCAACCUCUGUACAAAACGGUUUUAUUUAUCUUAGCUAACUAGGGUAUUGUUAGCUUGAGUACAUAUGUCAACCUUUUUAUUUACGUUGCAAUCGCUUUAAUAUAACCUAUAUUCUAGGCUUGGUCGCACUAUCUAACGUUAACAUCAAACUCUUUAGCGAGCUUGUUUCGAGGGCUUUUUGCUUUGCAAACUAGCUAUGGAUAACAUUAUGGAUCCAGCAUCAGAACAAGAUCUCCCUCUGUUCUCCUUGCGUCUCCUGGUUCCACCUCUACGCCUGAUGUCUGCUUUCAUGUGGCAAGUGACUCAACAGCGUAAUGUGAUGCAGUAUGGGAAGCUGGAGGAAUUUGUUACUUUGGUGACAGAGAUGGUUCCAGAGCUGCUGAGUUCCAGGCAGAGGACCCAACUCAUUCUGGGACUGAGAGCAAAGCUGGUUUUAGAGUUGUGUCGCAGUAAGGACACAGCUGACCUGCUGACCAUCCAGGCCCACCUGGACAUAAUCCACACGUUGACAGAAAAGUCUUUACACAAAGAGAGUCAUGGUGAUGAAUUGGAGGCUGCAGAUUCUAACUUUGUGGAGCUAGUCCAAACCCUGCUGGAAGACCCUUCUGAUAGGGAGCAUUUCUUCCAGGAGGUGUUCCCAGUCCACUAUGGCCCUCGGUAUGACACAGCGCUGCAGACACUGGUGUGGGAGUUCCUCUCCAGACUGGAGGAGCUACUGCCUGUACCAGACCUCACGCAGACAACAGCAUGGCUCGGUGCUGCCCCCUCUGUCCUGGAAGAAUGUGGGCAGAGUGUCUUUGACCCUGAACAACUGAAGACAGUGUUGCAGCACCAUCAGCAUCAUGGAAACCUGAACAAUAGUCAUGUCUCUAAUUACACUACAGAUACCAUCCUGUCCACACUGUCCCUCCCUCCAAUAAUCAGAGUUGUUAUUAACUACGAACCAGACAACUCUGACAAUGUGAGGCCAUACUCAGAUGACGAUGAAGACCACAAUGAAAUCCUGGAUGAAGGCACUGAUAGAUGUUUGGAGGAUCUAGGACUGUCAACAUCAGAGGAACAGGAGGGUCUGUCACCUGCAGAGACCUCAGUGUUGGUUACUCCAGUACCCUGUGAUGAAUUGAAUUUGGAUCAUUCUCUCAACAUAAUGGUGAAUGCGGACGAGCCAUCCCAGGUUCUUACCUGCACUCUGCCUCCAUUCUCUCACAGUGAAAUGGCCAACCUCUGCAAGGACAUCAAGACCGACCAAGUAGAAAAGGACAGAAAGCAGGUUGACAAGAAAGAAGAGGUGGUCAAAAAAGGGAACAAAAAGAAUGUGAUCAAACAGGUUGACAAGAAAAAAGAGGGAUUCCCUGCACUUCAAAACAGAACUCAUAUAUGUGAGUGUGGGAAGGGUUUUAAAAAACCAUCACUGCUGACGCUACAUAUGGGAGUUCACACGAUGCCACAUCAUUGUGACCAGUGUCCCAAACGAUAUGCUACUCCUGGGGCACUGAAAAAGCACCAGCUACUUCACACAGAAGAAAGACCAUUCGCAUGUGAACACUGUGACCGGAGGUACAGGAGUGCUUAUGAUCUCAAAGUGCACGUACGCAGUCACUCUGGGGAGCGCCGUCACGUGUGUACUAUCUGUGAGAAGAGGUUUGCCCAUCCAAGUACACUGGUGAGACACACGCGAAUGCAUGCUGGGGAGAAGAAUUAUUUAUGUAGCAUAUGUGGUAAGGCAUUUCUUAGCUCAGGAGAAGUGCGACUGCAUACACGAACGCACACAGGAGAAAACUCCCACACCUGUAAACAUUGUGGAAAGGGUUUCAAAGCAUCUUGCCAUCUUAUGGUUCAUCUGCGAUCUCACACAGGCGAGCGUCCUUACACCUGCACCCAAUGCCCCAAAUCUUUCACUACCUCAGACUCUCUUAGAACGCACAUAUAUACUCACACUGGGGAGAAACCUCACCGGUGCUCAGAGUGUGGGAAAACAUUUACUCAGAGGUGUAAUAUGGUAAAUCAUAUGAGAAGAAUUCACCGGUUAAGAUUCUCCAAAAGCAGUCCAACAGAAAGAAACACAGAAAGUCUUGUAAAAAUGCUUUGAGUUCGAAAGAAACUAUGUAAUAGGUAAUUCCAAUCGAAAUAUUGAUUGCAAUUAUUGAGACAAGAAAUUCCUCUUUUGUAUAUCAGAUUAUCAUAUCAAAACAUGUUUUUCAAUAAACUUCAAAUCAAGGUUUGUCACAUCUACACAUGAUAUUUGCACUGCAAAUAAUGAUUUUAGAAGUGGGAUGAUGAUGAUGACAUUUACCCAAUUUACACUGUUUGACCAACCAGAUUCCUUAACACUUGUAAGAUAUGCAUAUACAAAGUCUCCAUGAGUUUAUUUUCAAAAUGCUAUGUCCACCAAUUUUUCACAUUGGUGUUUUUUCACCUGAAAUUAUUGCAUGUGGGUACCUUCAUGUGUGUGCCAAAUACUAAUGUUCUCAUAUUUUUUUAUUCGUUGAUUUUAGGUGUAUAUUAAAACUAUUGUUUUUAUGCAAAACAUUAUAUAUCCAUUGUUUAGUUGAAAUGGAAUGUUUGAAUACGGUAUUUUACUGUGAUAUGUGGUGGUUGUCUCACCUAGCCAUCUUAAUAAGGGUGCUUUAACUCUACGGGAUUGGUGUCCCUCAACCAAGACAGUUGUUGCUCAAAAUGCGAUAAUGUGAUUAGAAUUAUGUUGUAAACAACAGCCAACUUUCCGGGACAUAGACUUGUCUUAUAUGGGCAGAAAGAUGAAAUUCUUGUUAAUCUAAC